This is a messenger RNA of Tachysurus fulvidraco (yellow catfish), 614 nucleotides long. Its product is annotated as C-type lectin domain family 4 member M-like. NCBI's taxonomy places the organism in Eukaryota, Metazoa, Chordata, Actinopteri, Siluriformes, Bagridae. The transcript is spliced from 4 exons. The record is from RefSeq and is a predicted model, not a curated record. The coding region runs from base 24 to 614 and encodes 196 amino acids.
UAGUGAGUUUCAACACAUCAGUGAUGGAACAGCGUCUGUUCAUGCUCCUGUGUUUCACAGGAGCCGUCCAUCUCGUCCUAUCUGUCCCUAUUUACUUUCUGAUCCAGCAGGGGAAAACAUGGAGUGAUGCUCAGGCUUACUGUCGAGCUGAAUACACUGAUCUGGCUAUCAUCAAAACCAGAUAUGAAAUGGAUCAAUUUAAGUAUGAAAUACAGGGACAACAAUUCAGUUCCAGUGCUUGGAUUGGACUGUACAAUGCCAUUAACAGCUGGCGCUGGUCCAUGGGAAAUGAGCCACUGGGAAGUGCGAAACUGUGGAAUCCAGGACAGCCUGACAACAGCGGGGGGCAUGAAGUGUGUGUUGUGUUGUACGGUUCUGGAUGGUCUGAUGUAUCAUGUAGCUCCAAAUACCCCGUUGUGUGCUUCGAUGCAAGCAAAAGACGAAUCGUAAGGGUGAAGGUUCAGUCAAGUCAAGAUGUGAAUGAUCCUGCACUAAAGGAGGCCAUGUUGGAGCAGAUCAAGCAGAAACUAACGGAUCAUGGGAUGGCAGAGAACAUCACAGUGAAAUGGAAAGAGCUACCAGAUGUAAAUGUGUUUUUCAAGGAGAAAAAAUAA